Messenger RNA from Dermacentor albipictus, 2543 nucleotides. It is a transcript of the gene RanBP3, whose product is annotated as ran-binding protein 3. The record is from RefSeq and is a predicted model, not a curated record. Gene Ontology annotation, biological process: protein export from nucleus. Gene Ontology annotation, cellular component: nuclear pore; cytoplasm. NCBI's taxonomy places the organism in Eukaryota, Metazoa, Arthropoda, Arachnida, Ixodida, Ixodidae. Gene Ontology annotation, molecular function: GTPase activator activity.
UCGGGCGCACUGGCCACAGUCUCGGCAUAGAUGGUCUCGGCGUGUGCGUGGUCGCUGGAACUGCGGCUCCUUUUUUAUGGACACCGUGAUUUCGGCGGCAGGCAGGCGAUGGGAGCUGAUAGACGCGCCAGCUACUACAUUCGGACGCGCCAGCAAGUAUCCCGAGGCAGCGUGCCCUGGGCCUACGGCCGACCGCAUCGUACACGUGCCUUGGGUGCGGUGGAAGACGGCAUGCUUUCUUCCCGCCUUCCUUCCUUGCGCACGCGAGAUCAAGCCACCAUCCUCGACUCACCCUCACGCGCUUUCACUCGGACCUACAGCAUACGUGCCAUCGUCAUCAAGCAGCAACCGCGACAACGGCGUCAUCGCGUGCCGAAGUUGUCCAACAAAACAAAAACAUCGUGGGAGCCUCUCAAGAUGGCGGAGAAAGGUGGCAGUCCAGGCAAUGGAGAUUCUGGGCUUGUCUCCAGUUCCUGCCUGUCAUCUGGAGCUGGCAUGCUAGGACUGUCGCGGAUCCAGCAGAACCCAUUUGCCAUCAAGACCACCACCCCAACAAGGAGCGUAGCGGACAGCACGGAAAACAAAGAGACGAAGCCCAUUGUUGCUCCACCCACCUUAGUUCUUGGCGCAGACAACGCCUGCGCAGUGUCAUCAUCUGGGAGCCGGAUAGUGCUCCGGCCGUCGGCCCUUGCUUUCCAAGCUGAAAAGCUGAAGCAGACGUCACCAGAUGCGGCAUCAACGGAACCCAGGGACAACUCCACCACAGCGACUGCUACCAAAGAACAGCAGCACCAGCAGCAGGCACCAUCGGCGUCCAGGGACCCCCGCGAAGUGUCGUCCACGUGUGAAUCCACCACUAGCCCAGUCACAAAUGGCACGCGGACGAGCGGCACAGUGUCCAGUGCGGAGGACGACAACAGCGGCAGUACCACGACCUCCAGCAGUGGCCGUGCCGUUGGCGAGAGCAGCAGCAGCUUUGGCUUGGCUCUAGGCGAUCUGCGGAAUGGCACCUCGUCGUCCGAACACCUGUCGACUCUCGGCACUGGUGGCGGACUGCUCAGCUUGGCAACAGACGACGCCAACCACUCUCCACAUGCAGCGGCGCCACCUGAUGGGUUCGUCUUCGGCGAGAACCUGCGGGAGCGGGCUGCGAACUUUGAGGACGCCUCGUCGGACUCCUCGAUUGCGCCGACAUCCACAGAGCUCUCCUUCCAGCAGUUCCAGCAACAGGCCGGUCAGAGCAGCGCGGCCAGCACGGAGCAGCCACCGGACGUCGCCUCUGCGGCGAGUCGGCAUGCCAAAAGUCUGACUGAGUCGGCCGAGGAGUACCAGUUGCGGCAAGUCAAGCGGACGUAUGACGAGGUCGCCGUGGUUACGGGAGAAGAGAAUGAGUUCAACGUGCUUCAGAUCAACUGCAAGCUCUUCACCUUCGACAAGUCAACGAGUUCCUGGCAGGAACGGGGUCGUGGCAGCUUGCGACUCAACGACCAGGAGGUCGAUGGUGUGCUGCAAUCCAGAAUGGUGAUGCGAACCCAGGGCAGCUUGCGCGUCAUCCUGAACACCAAGGUGUGGUCCGGAAUGGUCGUGGAGCACCCCAGUUCAAAGACAGUUCGCACGACGGCCAUUGACCCUGAUGGAAUUCGUGUCUACCUCAUUCAGGCCAACGGCAAGGAUGCUGAGCAGCUGUACGGGGCUCUCGAAUGCCGCGUGGCAUCGCUGAAGGCCGCGGAAGACAGUGGCAGCGGUGUGUCACCCAUGCCAGCGGCCAUGCAGGGACUGCCGCCGUCUGCGGACAGCUCGUCAUCGUUUCCGGAGUCAGUGGGAAGUCUAGAGGACGAUGGAGCACCGCAGUCAAAACGGCCCCGUCUGCAGGAGUCUGACGGAAGCCUCCCGGACAGCAGCCACGGAGAGGACUCGGUUGCAACGGCCGAAUGUGAGAGCAGCGCGGAGGACAAGGGAUAGGCGUUCUCUCCACGCCUGUGAAACACACUUCAUUGAGUCGUGAGGGGCGGAAGAGCGUGGAUGAAGUGGUGAAGCCAUUGCUAGUGUUUGCCGAGUUUGGGCUCCCCAACGGUUAGCGGCGUGAAGAGGUUUGAUUGGCUCGAGCUGGAUGAUUCUUGCCCGCCUGAAUUAGUUCUUGGGGAGGGCCGUGAGGCCAGAAGGGUUUCGGCAAGUUACGAAGCCAUUGUUAGAAAUCCUGAGCUCAAACUCCAGCAGAAGCAAAAGUGCAUCAGGCAAGGACUAAGACGCCUUAACAAAGACAGUGUAAUUUGUUUCUCAUUAGGGUAUUGCUUUAUUUUAUGAGCAUCGAGAUUCGCAUGGUUGUAAUGCUGAACAAGCCACUUCCUGUUUUUUUUCCUUGUGAUGUAGAAACUCUAGGAGUGGGGCAUUCUCUGUUAGUCAUUUUCAGAGAUGCUUUCUCAUCUGCAUCACUUGGCAUCCGGCAUAACAUUUCACCGAGCCACGGGUGCUCUGCUUGCACGAUUGGCAAGUCAGCGUCCACCGAAAGUGCUGUCCUCGAAAUAAAUCGAUCCCAAAUGUGA